Messenger RNA from Fusarium sp. VM40, 317 nucleotides. The record is from the annotation of a GenBank genome assembly. NCBI's taxonomy places the organism in Eukaryota, Fungi, Ascomycota, Sordariomycetes, Hypocreales, Nectriaceae.
GACUACAGCCAGACAAGAGGCUUCAGGAUCACCAAGCACUCGCAGCUGGUGUAGCUGUGCUGGCAUCGAAGUCGAGAUUCAAGGGCAUGAUUCUGGCUGACCCGCCUGGCCUUGGGAAAACAUUGACGGCACUGGCAGUAGCCUCUCUCAGAGGUGGUACAUCAAUCGUCGUUGCUCCCACAUCAUGUGUCAAUCAAUGGAAACAGGAGGUCCAUAGGUUCUUUGGCAACUGCAUGCCCUGUAUCAGUCUACUCACUGAAGAAGCGACACCAGUACAGCUCCACCAAUACCAGAUCGUCAUCACCUCGUACCACUAG